GCGGGAUUGAUACUCGUCGACUUACAGCUUCCAUCUCAACCCCUCCUGCCCUCCCCUUUACAGACAACAACCAUGGCGUCGAACCGUGCUUUACUCAGGUUUGGAAUUCCCGCUCUCGGGUUUUGGCUUCUCGGCGAAUCUCUCUACGACGUCCGUGGUGGAACCCGCGCCGUCAUCUUCGACCGGUUGUCCGGUGUGCAGGAGAAGGUCGUGAACGAAGGCACCCACUUCCUGAUCCCCUGGUUGCAGAAGGCCAUCAUCUACGAUGUCCGCACUAAGCCCCGUCAUAUUUCUACCACCACCGGAAGUAAGGAUUUGCAGAUGGUCAGCUUGACCCUGCGAGUCCUGCACCGUCCCGAUGUCCCGAAGCUGCCGGUGAUCUACCAGUCUUACGGUACCGAUUACGACGAGCGUGUGUUGCCUUCCAUCGGAAACGAAGUCCUCAAGGCCAUCGUGGCCCAGUUUGAUGCCGCCGAAUUGAUCACCCAACGCGAGGCCGUCUCCAACCGCAUCCGCACGGAUCUGAUGAAGCGUGCUGCACAGUUCAACAUCGCCUUGGAAGACGUCUCCAUCACCCACAUGACUUUCGGAAAGGAGUUCACGCGUGCCGUCGAGCAGAAGCAGAUCGCUCAGCAGGAUGCCGAACGGGCUCGAUUCAUCGUCGAGAGGGCCGAGCAGGAGCGACAGGCCAACGUCAUCCGGGCUGAGGGUGAAGCCGAGAGUGCCGAUAUCAUCAGCAAGGCUGUCGCCAAGGCAGGCAGCGGUCUGAUUGAGAUCCGUCGUAUUGAGGCUAGCAAGGAGAUCGCCAACACGCUGGCCAGCAACCCCAACGUCACGUACCUUCCCGGCAACGACGGCAAGGAAGGUGGCAAGAACACGAGCCUUCUGUUGGGUCUGAGAAACUAAAUGGAAUUGAUAUGUAGUUUUAAUUUGUUGGUCCGUUUCUUUUGCCUGGAUGGAUCUCGGGCGUGCAUGAUCUCUGUGGCGAACUGAUGUUGUUUGGUCUUGUUUUCUCUUCCUUUUGACAUACACCCUUCUAUCGACUGUAGCAAUAACAUACUCAUUCUUCUCUCUCUA
This is a messenger RNA of Aspergillus homomorphus CBS 101889, 1077 nucleotides long. It is a transcript of the gene phb1, whose product is annotated as prohibitin subunit PHB1. The record is from RefSeq and is a predicted model, not a curated record. The transcript is spliced from 2 exons. Gene Ontology annotation, biological process: mitochondrion organization. Gene Ontology annotation, cellular component: mitochondrion; membrane. NCBI's taxonomy places the organism in Eukaryota, Fungi, Ascomycota, Eurotiomycetes, Eurotiales, Aspergillaceae. Bases 73 to 906 code for a protein of 277 amino acids.